This is a messenger RNA of Cuscuta campestris, 1695 nucleotides long. NCBI's taxonomy places the organism in Eukaryota, Viridiplantae, Streptophyta, Magnoliopsida, Solanales, Convolvulaceae. The record is from the annotation of a GenBank genome assembly.
GGCUGCGAGUAAAAGCACUCCUGCCAUCCCACUGAUGAUAACGAGCAUGGGGACGACCUUUGCCCCGAUCACCACUGUAGGAUCGAUUGGCGUGAUCCCGAUCAUGUCGACCCCUACUCCUACACCAACGACAACAAUGUUCCCAGGCUCGAUAACAAUGCCCGGGGGAGUAUUCACACCAUACCCGACAAAUGCUCAGGCUCUACAGGGCUAUCAACAGGUGAUGGUCAUGAUGCAACAAGCAGAGGGCUUCAUGCCAUUUGCCUAUCCGGACAUGAUGCCACCAAUCAUGAGUUCAAUGGUACCUCUGGUGUCGACCCCGUCGACAUUCAUCCCUAGGAUGGUCCCUAUACGUCUAGUGAAUUUGACGGGGACCAUGAACGAAGCAGCACCAUUGAAUAUCUAUGAAGUUGACGAGGCGGAGCAAGAGGCAGCCCGCAGAAGGAAGGGUAAGGUUAUAGCCAAACCCAACAAGACCCGAGAUUCAGCGUUCAUACGCCUAGGGGACAAAGAGGAUGGACCUCGCAAGUCUGCCAAGCUACGUCUUGGUCCUGAGACGGGCCGGACUAGCGGAAUGGAAAGACUUGGCGGGAAUCGUCCCGCCCAAUCUCAUCGUUCUAGGGAAUCUGAGACGAUUCGCCUAGACGAGGAGGAAGCUGAAAGCCAGCCUAGGGCAUCGACAUAUACCAGGCUCUCAUACGAUGAGGAUGACCUGGACAAGAUAGGGAGCAUAGCGAGAAAGCUACGUGCCCUAGAGGAAAAGGUAGAAGAGAAGGCGGGAGUGAAGAAGCACACCCUGGCCAAAUCACCCUUUUCGGCCAGGGUACAUGCACAAAUAUUGAGGCGGAAGGUCAAGUUGGACGUGGAGAAAUUCACUGGAAAAGAGGAUCCAAAUAUCCACCUUGACACCUUUUACAAUGCAGCACAGAUGGCCAGGUGCACUGAUGCUGAGGAGUGUUUGCUCUUCUUCUCAUCCUUGAGAGGGAGACCAGUGGAAUGGUUUAACGGUCUUCCCCAUGGAAAGAUUGGAUCCUUUGAGAAACUUGCCAAAGUUUUCCGCAAGAAGUACCAGGAUAACUGCAUCAAAAGAAAGAAGUUUACCUACCUAAACACGGUAGGGCAGAGGGAGAAGGAGUCCUUGACUCAAUUUUUAACCCGCUGGAGGGACGAGGUUGACAAGGUAGAAGAGAUGGACGAUAAGACGGCCAUGUCUUUGCUGAUGAAUGCCUUCCGAUCAGGUGACCUCUACACUGAAUUCUGUAGGAGGCCACCCUCCUCUUAUCAGGAAGCCUACAAUACGGCAUGGGAGUAUGCCGAGGCGGAGGUCCUGAACAAGAGCAAGCAGGAACUGGAGGAAGGCUAUACACGGGUGAAAACCGAUAAGCCGAAGAAGGAUGAUCAGAGGGGAGGGUCCAAGCCGAGGGCCACAUAUGAUGGGUCUGUUCAUCAAAUAAGGGAUGAGAAGAAAGGAGAACAACCCAAGUGGCCUUGGACAGAGAAGUGGUGCACCUACCACCAAUCCGACUCUCACAACACGACAGAUUGCCGGAAUGUGAGGGUCGUGCUCAGGGAGAUGACCUUGAAAGGGGAAUUGGGUGAAAUAUUCGUUACGGGGCUUGAUGAAAACCAAUAGGCGAGUACUUGAAUCCACCUACAUGAAUAUGAUCAGGGAAAGAAGAAAGGGUGGAUAAGAUG